Molecule: messenger RNA, 881 nt
Organism: Sesamum indicum (sesame)
Lineage: Eukaryota; Viridiplantae; Streptophyta; Magnoliopsida; Lamiales; Pedaliaceae
Product: SWIB/MDM2 domain superfamily protein
Source: RefSeq, a predicted model, not a curated record
CGGCACAAGAGGCGGGGAGUGUUAUUUUUGAAGUCUUAUCUUCUUCUUCUUCUUCCAAACCCUUCUUCAUUUCCAAUAAUCUCUAUAUUCACACCCGCUGAUUGCUCAACAAUGCCCAUGUCUUUGCCUGUCUUUUCGAGUUUUCUGCCGGCCGAGACUCGGUCCUUCUGCCACUCCGCGUCUUCCGCCCCUGUCAGCAUUGUUUCCGCUAACCUGCGUGUUUUGCCAUCGGUGACGGUUUCUGCCUCCUCCAAGCCCGUUAUGGAGACGAAGAAGCGCGAGCCCAGGGGGAUAAUGAAGCCGCGCCGAGUCUCUCCCGAAAUGCAGGCGUUUCUCGGCGGUGUGCCUGAGAUUCCCCGCACUCAAGCACUCAAGGAGAUUUGGGCUCACAUUAAGCAGCACAAUCUUCAGGAUCCUGAAGACAAGAAGGUCAUUAUCUGUGAUGAGAAGCUGAAGAAGAUUUUCGGAGGAAGGGAUCGUGUUGGGUUCCUUGAGAUUGCUGGCUUGAUUAAUCCACACUUUCUUAAGUGAGAAAGUGAAUGAGUACAAGGAUUAUGGCUUUGCAUCUUGAAAGGAAAUCAAUCUUUUUUGUAAAUGAAGUUUCUGUUGAUGAAUGAUGUCAGUCUUUAGGAAUCACUAGCUAUUGUUUUCCAUUAUAGAUAAAUUUCAAAGCUCGUGGGCGAGAGGAUCAGUCAUCAUGACUGAUUUUGCCUUCGGAUGCACUUGUAGGCUUUAAAGUGCAAUGCUUUGUAGUGACUGCAAAUAUAUGCAUUCUUGAUGGAUCUCAAGACUGGCACAAAAAUUCUUGUCAAGUAUGGUGUACGUAUGAUUUGAUUGGCAUUCCUUUUUUCUGAUUAAGUGCAGGUAUCGGCUGGUAAAAA